Scophthalmus maximus (turbot) is the source of this 5526-nucleotide messenger RNA. It is a transcript of the gene kdm4b, whose product is annotated as lysine (K)-specific demethylase 4B. Gene Ontology annotation, cellular component: nucleus. Bases 167 to 3889 code for a protein of 1240 amino acids. The record is from RefSeq and is a predicted model, not a curated record. The transcript is spliced from 22 exons. Gene Ontology annotation, molecular function: histone H3K9 demethylase activity. NCBI's taxonomy places the organism in Eukaryota, Metazoa, Chordata, Actinopteri, Pleuronectiformes, Scophthalmidae. Gene Ontology annotation, biological process: chromatin remodeling.
UCUCCUGGGUGGGCGUGACUUCGACACAGUCUCAGCUAGCUAAUGCUAGAAGACAACCACCGAUCCAGGGAAUUCUUACAUAUCGAAAGCAAAUCGAUUCAUCGUAACGGGGAAAAGGUGAUACCCGCACUGCAGGAGGUUCACCUGCGACACGUCAACGACCUUAAUGGCUACCGACAUGCCCAUGGACACGGUGCCGGCUCCUCACCCUGUCCCAGCCUCAUCCCCAGACCCGGCCCCAGCCUCACCACCCGCCCUCAGCUCUAGUUCCACCCAAGACCAGAUUCCCACCCAGGAGCCAGCAAUAGCUGAAACCCCCCACACAGCGGUGUCCUCAGAAUACGAUGCUGCUCCAGAUCCCACCCCAGCCCAGCCUUCUGACCCAGAGAUGGCCCCAGGACUUGUUCCAGGUUCCGAGCUGCCCCCGACCCCUCUGCCGCAACCACUGCCACCAGUCAGUGCCAAGAACCCCAGCUGCAAGAUCAUGACCUUCCGGCCCACCAUGGAAGAGUUUAAAGACUUCGCCAAAUACAUCGUCUACAUGGAGAGCCAGGGAGCUCACCGUGCUGGCCUCGCAAAGGUGAUUCCCCCGGAGGGCUGGAAGCCGCGGAAAUCCUACGACACCAUCGAGGACAUGGUGAUCCCAGCUCCCAUCAUGCAGGUGGUGACGGGUCAGUCGGGUCUGUUCACCCAAUACAACAUCCAGAAGAAAUCAAUGACUGUGAGCGAGUACCGCAAGCUGGCCAACAGCAAGAAGUACUGUACACCUCGCCACAAAGACUUCGACGACCUAGAGAGGAAAUACUGGAAAAACUUGACAUUUGUGUCACCCAUUUAUGGUGCAGAUGUCAGUGGUUCCAUCUACGAUGAGGACAUCCAAGAGUGGAAUAUCGGCCGUCUCAACACGCUGCUGGAUAUGGUGGAGCAGGAGUGUGGCAUCGUUAUCGAGGGCGUCAACACUCCAUAUAUGUAUUUUGGCAUGUGGAAGACCACAUUUGCCUGGCACACUGAGGACAUGGACCUCUACAGCAUCAACUACUUGCACUUUGGACAGUCCAAAUCCUGGUAUGCCAUCCCACCUGAGCACGGCAAGAGGCUGGAGAGGCUGGCACAAGGAUUCUUCCCUGGCAGUUCCCAAGGCUGUGACGCCUUCCUUCGCCACAAGAUGACACUGAUAUCUCCAUCCAUCCUAAAGAAAUACAGCAUCCCCUUUGACCGGAUAACUCAGAAUGAAGGGGAGUUUAUGAUCACCUUUCCUUAUGGUUACCAUGCCGGCUUCAACCAUGGCUUCAACUGUGCAGAGUCCACAAACUUUGCCACCCUGCGCUGGGUCGACUACGGCAAGAUGGCCACCCAGUGUACCUGUCGUAAGGACAUGGUGAAGAUUUCCAUGGACGUGUUUGUGCGCUGCCUGCAGCCCGAUCGCUACGAGCUGUGGAAGCAGGGCAAAGACUCUACAGUGUUAGAUCAUUUGAAGUCCACUGAGCUCAGCUGCCCCGAACUGGAGCAAUGGAAGCAGAAUCGCGUCACCUUCCGAGAAAACCUCCUGCGAAGGGCCAUGCAGAAGAUGAAGCAGUUCCGUCGUCUAAAGCUGGAGGAGGUGAAGGUGCUGGCAGAGGAAGGCAUUGAGCUGAACGCCGCCGAGUACCAGCGCCAGGUGGAGGAACGUGAUGCUCAGCGGAGGAAGGAGAGGGAAGAGCGUCUAGCCAGAGAAGCCAUGAUGACCCUGGAGGCCAUGGAGCGCGAGGAGCAGGAGGCCGCUGAGGCUGCUGCUAAAGCAGCUGAGACUCCAGCCUUAGACGCAGAAGAACAUGAGGCCAAACCACAGAACCUGACUGAAGACGGUGAGAAAAAGAAGCAGAAAAAGCCAAAGAAGAUGUCAAAUGUACACAACGCCAUCACUGGAUUUGAGGAAGCGUUUGAGCAGUAUGCUUCAUCGGGCACCACGAAUUCAAAUACCCCCGUGGUCAGUCCUGCAGAGGUGGGGAACCCUCUAACCCCAAGGCAGAGUGGCAUCCCGUCAGACAACAAACUAGAUGUAAGCGACACCAAGGCAUGCUACUCCAAGAUGAAGAUGCCAACGGAGGUAAAAAAGAGUCGGCGUCAUCCCCUCACCAAGCCACCCACACGCUCCCCUCUGUCCGUCGUCAAGCAAGAGCCGACCGGUGACGAAGAGCCGUCCUCCCCCAUGCCACUGGACGACAUGAAGAAACAGGAGCACCUGUGGCAGAACCUCUCACCCAACUUCCUGGCAGAGAAGGCCUUCAAUGCUGCAGUCGCGGCACUCCAACCACACUGUGCUGUCUGCUCGCUCUUCUGCCCCUACAAUAAGCCACACAAAGAUGGGUCCGUUGCGAACGACACCCCGCAUGCCUCCCUGCCCCGGCACGGCAGUAUGACUCGUCCACUGGUCCCAGAGAUGUGCUUCUGCGUUGGGGCAGGAAACACAGAACCUCCACCCACCAACCAUCACAUCGGAGACGAUGGCACCAGUCUUCUGCUCCGCUGCUCAUCUUGCAACAUGCAGGCUCAUGCCAGUUGUUACGGUGUAAAGCCAGACUCUGUCGGUGAUUCCUGGAUGUGCUCCAGAUGUUCAGCAGGAGCCUGGACAGUGGAGUGUUGUCUCUGCAACUUGCGUGGAGGAGCUUUCAAGACCACCAUAGAUAACCGGUGGGUCCACGUCAUCUGUGCCAUCGCUGUGGCUGAAGCUCGCUUUGUCAACGCCAUUGAAAGGGAGCCAGUAGACGUCAGCGCUGUUCCAGAAACGCGCAAGAAUCUGAAGUGUGUGUUCUGCCACGGCAAGAACGCCAAUCCGAACCGCGGUGCCUGUAUCCAGUGCUCGUAUGAGAACUGUGCCACCUCCUUCCACGUCACCUGCGCCCAAAUUGCCGGUGUCAUCAUGAAGCCCGCCGACUGGCCCUACGUGGUGUCCGUCACCUGCCACAGGCACGCACGGGUCUCUGCGAAGUCGCGGACAGCACCCAAAGGCCCACAGACUUCGAACCUGGGCCAGAGAGUGAUCGGCCGCAACAGUGACGGCUGGUACUACCACUGCACCAUUAUCGGCAUGGCAACGCAGACAUUCUAUGAGGUCAACUUUGAUGAUGGGUCAUACUGUGACAAUCUGCACCCAGAAAACAUAUUGAGUCACGACUGCCUGCGUAACGGUCCUCCAGAAGCCGGGGAGUUGAUUGUGGUCAGCACGCCAGAGGGUCAGAUCCUCAACGCGUCCUUCAUCAAACAGCACACUCACAAGUUCUACCAGGUUGAGUUUCAGGACCAGAGUCAGCUGAUGCUGAAACACUCGGAGAUCCAUCAGCUGGACCAGGAACUGCCCAAGAGGGUCCGAGCCCGAUUGGCGAUACUCGUACCCAAGGAGGAGGAACCCUCAGCAGAUGAAGCCCAAGCAGCGAAACGCCGCUGCCUUCCCACUGGCUCAGCCCCGCCCACCGAGACGCCUAUGGAAACGACCGAUCUGCCAACUUGCCCCCUAUCUACAGCCCCGGUAGACACGCCAGUAGCAGCACAUGACAGUAUUAGCACACAGCUGACCUCACAACCUCUGUCCCAGCCCGGCGUGACCCGACAGGACACCCCAGCCCCAACCGCCGGUGUUCAGGUGGACGCCGAGACCCCGAUGGACACGAGUGUCUCCCUCACGGAAGCCCUCACAGAGUCGUCCCUGGUCUCGGACCCCACGCUGACUCCACAGACGACCCCCUUUCAGUCGACAUUGAACUCGGACCCCCUCCUCUCCGCUCCGUCCCCUCCCCCGCCGCCCCAGCACAUGUCCGACAGCUACACGCCGAGCAGCGGCUACGUUUCCUACAUGGAGACUCUCCUGCAUUCACAUUUCCCUCAGGACGACGGGCCCGGGCCCCUCUAUUAAAUAAAACACACACAAACAAAAACUCCAGUAUGUUAUUACUCGGUCAAUCGAGGCUGAGCCAAUAGGAAGUAAGCUAAUGGAGGCGGAUUCUACUGAGUGCUGUAUUAAUUGACAAAGAACAUUUCCUGAAGCGGCUCUGAGAGCUCGGGGCGGGAGCAGGAGGAGACACGGACACAUGAGCACUCUUUUAAUGCAUGUUACCUUUCUAUUUUUGAGUUAAUGUAUUUGCAGUGGUGCUUUAGCCUGUUCCAACGCAGAAGCAGCUAAAGAGGAAGAGGCUUUUUAUUUUUGACUUUAUUGUUAUUAUUAUUAUAAUUAUUAUUAUUUGUUAUUUUGUUUGUGGGUUAUUUUUUUUAAAGGUCCUUAUGCUUAUUGUAUUUUUUGGUCAGCUGCUGUGCUUUUCUCCUCCAUUUGAAUAUGAAUACGUCUCUGGGUGGUAUCAACUCCAUACCUCGUUGCAUUAAUUCAAUAACGGAACCCUCUUCUUUUCUUUCUAUACGAAGCUAAUUAUCAGGACGACAUCUCAGCAGUGAGGUCUCGGUGGACUUUUCUCUUUCUUUUUUUCCUUUUUUAAAAUCCAAUAACCAGCAACAAAAGAUCUCUAUUUUUCAAUCCAGCCACUGGUUGCGAGAAAAAAGUGUGACAUUAUCCAUCUGCAGGAAAUUUUCAGUGCGGUUUUAUUGCUGGAUUGCAAGAGGUAAAUGGGGGGAAAGGGUGGGGGGGGGGAAAGUAUUGUAGAGGGAAUUCAGUAUUUAAAUGUCUUAGUCAGAUAUUGAGAGAAUAAUUUGUCAUAGGAUAAACAUGUUGAAUGCAAACAUUAGUAGAAUUGUCCUCGGAUGUGUCACAGUAGUUAAGAGAUGAGACCUUUAUAUAUAUUGACAUUAUUUAAAAUGGCUCCACUUUAACCACCCAAAAGUGUCUCAGGGUUCCUACAUGCGUAAUUGGCACACAACAUUAUAAUUUUUUUUUAUUUGGGGCUUGUAUUUUCACAUUGGCUCCUGGUUACAGUUUAUCUGCUGUUCAGGGUGAUUACCUUUUGUUUACUUUUAUCUCUAUGAACGGAAAGUAUGGAGAAUGUCUGAUAUUUGGAAAAAGGAACUUCUGUAGGAACCCUAAAAUCUGGAAAUAUUUUCUACCAUUCUUGGUUUAAAUUCUAUGUAUUAAUCAAUAUUGUAUAUUGUUAAUGUCGUCUGUUUUUCUAUAACUGUAUUCUUUCUAUGUUCAUUUUCUCAAAUGAAUUCACAAACUUGGCCGAUCUUUAAGGGAAAAACAUAUGAAAACCUUUAUUUUUGACAGAUUUUUGCAGGCGUAUUACUCGGUUUGUACUGACAACUACAUGUUUUUGUUUUUUUUCCCCGGACGUGGCCAAUUUGUGCUACAAGAGGUGCUAAAGAGAUAUUAAAACUACUGAUGGACUAAAUACCCCAAGUUCCCAAUACUGUCCACCUUGUACAUACCGCAGGCCUUGUGAGUUGUGAAUCAAAUUUGUAAAUGUCUCGCAUAUACUGUACCUUACCUUUCCUUUCCUUUUUCUUCCCUGUCACCACAACUGAAAAGUUGGAACACACGUGUUCCUGUAUCCAAAUGACAUCCAUCAAGAAAUCAUAUUUCACAGGGAUUAAAGUGGGUUGCUAGUU